ACACCAUUAUCAUUCUUAUUGGUAGGUGAAGAUUCAUGACCUAAGAAACUUUCCAUUUACGAGGUUGUGAAUGCCACAAGAGGGGGGCGUUCAUAUGGACUCUUCUCGUGAACACGGGUGGUUGACUUUUGACACAAAUCCACUGGAUAGUUUACUGCAAGGACUGGUGGGUGCUUGUGGGAUCUCUGUGCUGUGCUCCCUGUUAAGACUGCACCUAUUUCUAGAAGAGGAGAGCUGGAGUGAUAAAAAUGAUAAAGACACAUCAAGCCAGAGGACGGCCAGUCAUCAGAGGGGAACUAACACUGGACUUGUGGGGAUGCUCCAGUUUUUCUUUGUGACUGGGAUGCUGGCUGUAGUGGGCUCCCGUGUUGCCUCACUGGUGGUGCUGGAGUUUUGUCUACGAGCUGUCUCUGGAUUGCUUACAGCAGGACCAGAGUCCAGGAAAUUUCUGCAGCAGCUGUUAGUUCAAAGCCAGUUCUCUCUCGGCUGUGCCCUCAGCUGCAGUUUGCACUUUCUCCACGAGGGAGCGUCCCAGCGCUGGCUAUGCCUGCUGCUGGCAGCAGCACUCAGCUGGUUCCUGGCUCGGCAGGCCACUCGGCUGCUGCACCAUGUCACAGCUCUGUAUAAACUCCACAGCUCACAGCGCUACUGCGGCAUUUGCAUCUGCCUCCUCACAUCAGGCCGCUGCCUGCUGCCCAUGCUGCGCAGGACUAUGAUCAUUACUUUCUUUGUGGCUGUGGUUGCCUCCAUAUCCAUCAUCAAUCAGCACUUCCUCUCUGCAACAGAGGCCCUCAGGUUUUGGACGCCGCUGACUAUCUGCUACACACUGUUGAUUGUGUACAUGCAGGAGGAGCAGCACCGUCUGCCCGGCAGCCAGGCCGUCUUGAACACAGUGGUGGUGCGUCUCGGUGGUUUGAUGGUCCUGAUGCUGACCGUUGGACGCUGGGCCGACGUGCUCCACAUCCUAAUGUGUUUCCUGGGUGAGGCCAGCUGUCUAAUCCCCACCAAGGAUCUGCUGGAUGAGGCAUCCUCCUCACAGGAUGAAGAGGAUUAUACAGCCUACGUAAAGAGAGAGCGUCGACGAAGACCACAGGCACAAGAGAAGGAUCAUCAGAGAUAAACAUUUCUAUUUAAUGGCACUAAUUAGUGUUGGACCUGUUAGGGCUACAUCAACAAUGAACACUUUUGUAUUUGUAUUUUUCAUUAAAAAAAAAAGUCCAAGGAGCAUAUUAUGAUGAUUUGGAAAUUAAAAAUAAAAAUAAAAAAAUAAAAAAAGGCAGAUGCUAUUAGCACCCAGGUGUCAGUAGCACAACAAUACUAUUUGCACCCGACCCAGGCACACAUUAGAUACUGUAUGUGUAUAUGUCCUGUAUGUAUAUUUUUCCCUAACCAAGUAGUUUUGUUGCUUAAACCUGACCAAACUGCGACUGAAAACUUUCAGGACUGCGAAAGUCCUGAGUUUGACCCAUUCAUCUACCACAACCCACUCCUUGCAUAUACUUUGUCGCUCUUUAUAUUACUACUACUGUAUUUUAAUUCAUCAAAGCAAUGUAACUUAUUAGAGUUGAUUACUUUUCUAACAAAUGUUUUAAACUGGGCAAUAAAGCUGAAAAGUCCUAAAAAACAUAAAUAAACCAGGCAGUGUUAACCUCACAAUGUCCAACUUUUAUUAAAAGUUCUU
This is a messenger RNA of Sebastes umbrosus (honeycomb rockfish), 1681 nucleotides long. It is a transcript of the gene tmem82, whose product is annotated as transmembrane protein 82. The transcript has 7 exons. Bases 71 to 1120 code for a protein of 349 amino acids. The record is from RefSeq and is a predicted model, not a curated record. Lineage: Eukaryota; Metazoa; Chordata; Actinopteri; Perciformes; Sebastidae.